CAUUAACGACAGGGCUGGGGAGAGAAGCCGGCCUGCGGCUGUUUUCAGGAACUUGCCCUCAAAAGGAGAGCAGAGACGGUUCUCCAGGGCGGUCCUCCAGGCCGGUGCCCGCUGCAGGCUCCAGCAUGGGGACGCUGAAGUUCAGAAAGGUGAAGUAACCUGUCCAAGGCCACAAAGCUGGUGAGCACCAAGUUGGCACUAUGGUGGAGCUGGGAACCUGGAGCCUGACCAGAGCUGCCCUGAUUAUCCUGCUGCUCCCCAGAAGCCUGGAGGAAUGCGGGCACAUCAGCCUCCCAACCUCCACUGUCCGCCUGGGGGACUCCAUCACAGCUUCCUGCACCAUCAGCCCCAACUGCAGCCACCUGGGCCCGGAGUCACAGAUUCUGUGGAAGUUGGGAACACAGCUUCAGCUCGGAGAGAGGCAGCAGCGUCUGGCAGAUGGAAGCCAGGAAUCCACCAUCACGCUGCCCCCGCUCAACCGCCCGCGGGACCUUCUCUCCUGCUGCCUGCGCUGGGGCAACAGCGUGCAGAUCCUGGACCAGGCUGAGCUGUGGGCAGGCCACCCUCCCGCCGCGCCCCACAACCUGUCCUGCCUCAUGAACCUCACAACUAACAGCCUCAUCUGUCAGUGGGAGCCAGGACCCCACAACCACCUGCCCACCAACUUCACCCUCAAGAGCUUCAAGAGCCGGGACAACUGCCAGACCCAAGAGGACCCCAUCCUUGACUGUGUGCCUAAGGACGGAGACAGCCACUGCUCUAUCCCACGCAAAUACCUGCAGUUGUACCGGCACAUGGGCAUCUGGGUGCAGGCAGAGAACGCACUAGGGACUGGAAAGUCCCCACAGCUGUGCCUCGUUCCCAUGGAUGUCGUGAAGCUGGAGCCCCCCACACUGUGGGCCCUGGCCCCCAGCCCUGAGGUGGCCCCACCCCAGCCAGGCUGCCUGCUGUUGCGCUGGGAGCUAUGGAAGCCGAGCCUCUACAUAGAACAGAAAUGCGAGCUGCGCCACCAGCCACAGCUCGGAGAAGCCAGCUGGGCCCUGGUGGACCCCCUGCUCCCUGAGACCCUCCAGUAUGAGCUCUGUGGGCUCCUCCCGUCCACAGCCUAUGCCCUGCAAAUGCGCUGCGUCCGCUGGCCCCUGCCUGGCCAGUGGAGCGACUGGAGCCCUAGCCUGAUACUGACCACCGCACAACAGGCCCCCAUCGUCAGAUUGGACACAUGGUGGCGGCAGAGGCAGCUGGACCCCAGGACUGUGGAUGUGCAGCUGUUCUGGAAGCCAGUGCCCUUGGACAAAUACAGCGGGCAGAUCCAAGGGUACCUGGUCAGACCACCAGGCCAGACUGGGGCAGUCCCAGCCCUCUGCAACACCACGGAGCUAAGCUGCACCUUCCACUUGCCCUCGGAAGCCCGGGAGGUGGUCCUUGUGGCCUAUAACACAGCGGGGACCUCUCAUCCCACCCCAGUGGUCUUCCUGGAGAGCAGAGGCCCGCCCCUGGCCAGGCUCCACACCACAGCUCGAGAUCCCCACAGCCUCUGGGUGGGCUGGGAGCCCCCCAGCCCUCGGCCUCGGGGCUAUGUGAUUGCCUGGGGCCUGGGUCCCCCCAGCCCCAGCAGCAGCAAUAUGACCUGGAAGAUGGAACACAACGGGAACAUUUCCGGGAUCCUGCUGCAGGAGAACAUCAGGCCCUUUCAGCUCUACGAGAUCACCGUGACCCCUCUAUACCAGGACACCGUGGGACCCUCCCAGCACAUCUAUGCCUACUCCCAAGAGAUGGCCCCCUCCCACACCCCAGAGCUGCAUCUAAAGCACAUCGGCAAGACCUGGGCCCAGCUGGAGUGGGAGCCCCAGGCCCCUGAGCUGGGGAAGAGCCCCCUGACCCACUACACCAUCUUCUGGACCAACGCUCAGGACCAGUCCUUCUUCACCACCCUGAAUGCCUCCUCCCAUGGCUUGGUCCUCCACGGCCUGGAACCUGCCAGCUUGUACCACGUACGCCUCAUGGCUUCCAGCAAGGCCGGGGCCACCAAUAGUACAAGCCUUACCCUGAUGACUUUGGCCCUAGAGGAGUCUGAGCUGCAUAUCCUCCUGGGCCUCUUUGGCCUCCUGGUCUUGCUCAUCUGUCUCUGUGGGGCUUCCCGGUUCUGCUGCAGACCCAGCAGGAAGAAUCCCCUCUGGCCAAGUGUCCCAGACCCAGCCCACAGCAGCCUGGGCUCCUGGGUGCCCACCAUCAUGGUUGAGGAGGCCUUCCAGCUGCCCAGCCUUCGGGACCCCGGCAUGCCACCCAUCACCAAGAUCACAGUACUGGAGGAAGAAGAGAAGAAGCCGGGGCCCUGGGAGUCCAACGACAGCUCAGGGACCUGUGGCCUCCCCACCCUGGUCCAGGCCUAUGUGCUCCAGGGGGACCCAAGAACACCUUCCACCCAGCCCCAGCCCCCGUCUAGCACCAAUGACCAGGUCUUUUAUGGGCAGGUGCUGGGCAGCCCCACAGGCCCAGGUCCAGGGCACUACCUCCGCUGUGACUCUACUCAGCCCCUCCUAGGGGGCCUUACUCCCAGCCCCAAGUUUUAUGAGAACCUCUGGUUCCAGAACAGCCCCCUGGGGACCCCAGAGCCCCUCGUCCCAAACCAGGAGGAUGAUUGUGUCUUUGGGCCACUGCUUGACUUCCCCCUCCUGCAAGGGCUCCAGGUCCAUGGGGUGGAGGGGCUGGGGGGCAUCUAGCACUUCCUGGGACCCCCCCGCCCAGGCCUGCCUCUUGAAAGGCCUGGGCCAUCCAGAGGAGAGGAGAAUAUCAGUAAGCCCAUCAUGAAAAAAUCAUCUCGUCCCAGAAGGGCAGGAAGACUACCAGUAUCUCCCUAUCUCUGGUCCCCAGCAUCCUUCCUCCACCUCCCAGGCCCCAUGGGCUGACCCUGCCUCUCACUUUAGUGGCCAGAGAAUGCUUCAUCCAACCCUGCCCACUAGCCUUCUGUGUUUAAUUCCUGUAAUUUUAGUCUCUUAAACCGGUUCAAGGUUUGGUUUGUUUUGGUUUCGAGAAACUCUUGAGUGUGCCUGA
This is a messenger RNA of Herpailurus yagouaroundi (jaguarundi), 3051 nucleotides long. RefSeq names its product colony stimulating factor 3 receptor (gene CSF3R). The transcript has 17 exons. Gene Ontology annotation, molecular function: cytokine receptor activity; cytokine binding. Gene Ontology annotation, biological process: cytokine-mediated signaling pathway. The coding region runs from base 201 to 2720 and encodes 839 amino acids. The record is from RefSeq and is a predicted model, not a curated record. Gene Ontology annotation, cellular component: signaling receptor complex; membrane; external side of plasma membrane. NCBI's taxonomy places the organism in Eukaryota, Metazoa, Chordata, Mammalia, Carnivora, Felidae.